AUGAUUUCUCCGAAGAGAGAAAAAUUGGUCAGGGUGGAUUUGGAGCGGUUUACGCAAAACGGGUUUGUAGCUGUGAAGAGGAUCUAUGUUAACAUACACAAGAUUGAUCUUGAUGACAAGCUAUUUCGCCGUGAGUUUAAUAGCAUGUGGAAGACUAAUCAUCAAAAUGUAGUCCGGUGUCUUGGCUUCUGUUCUAAUACAUACAUGAAACCCAUAGAAAAGGCUGGGUUGAAAGAAACUGUCUUGGCCAACGUGAGAGAAAGAUUGUUCUGUUUGGAGUACAUCAGCAAUGGAAGCCUUGAUAAGUAUAUUACCGAUGAAUUGAGGGGACUUAAAUGGGAAACACGUUAUGAAAUAAUCACCGGAAUUUGCGAGGGUCUGUGUUAUCUUCACGAGGAAAAAAAGAUUGUUCAUAUGGACCUUAAACCGGCAAAUAUUUUACUACAUGGCAAAUAUAUGGUUCCAAAAAUCACUGAUUUUGGUUUGUCAAGACCAGAUGAAAACUCACAUACUAAGGGUCAACCUAUUGGAACACAAGGAUAUAUCGCUCCGGAAUACGUGAAAGAUGGAAAAACUUCAGCCAAGUCUGACAUAUAUAGUUUGGGUGCCAUUAUUUUUGAAUUAGUAACAGGGUGUAUGAGCGUCCCUGACAAAAAUAAUGUACUUCGAAGGUGGAGACAUAGGUGGAAUAAGCCACCAACAUUACUACAAUACCAGCAAGUAACUAGAUGCAUCGAAAUAGCAGUACGCUGCAGGCAACAAGAACCAAAAUAUAGACCUUCUACAGGUGAUAUAAUCAGCUUUUUGAGGAAAUCUGAAAGUACGGAUGGUUCAUCGUGA
This is a messenger RNA of Triticum turgidum subsp. durum (durum wheat), 840 nucleotides long. The record is from the annotation of a GenBank genome assembly. NCBI's taxonomy places the organism in Eukaryota, Viridiplantae, Streptophyta, Magnoliopsida, Poales, Poaceae.